GCGACACAGAAAAGGAAACUGACACCGAGCACGCCCACUCCGUCUGUGGCGGACGUUUUUGAAAAGGCAAGAAAGUUCUCCAGUGAUUCUGCCAAGGCAAAGGGCAUAACACACAAAAUUAUGGAAUUCAUUGCCUUAGAUGAUCAGCCGUUCUCUAUCGUAGAAGAUGUGGGAUUUCGUAGGCUGAUAGAUCACAUUGAGCCCCGUUAUGCUAUGCCAAGCAGACGACAUUUCUCAGACGUGUGUUUACCUGAGCUGUUUAAUAUCGUUGCAACUCAUGUCCAUGAGCUUCUAGCAUCAGAUAUUACAGCGAUCAGUUUCACGACCGACAUAUGGAGCUCCGACGUCAGCCUCACCAGUAUGCUCAGCCUAACCGCGCAGUGGAUCGACAAAGAUUUCAAGCUGCAAAAGAUUCUGCUCCAUUCACAAGAGUUUAGAGGCUCACACACAGCAGCAGCAAUUUCUGAUGCAUUUACCAAUAUGUGCGACACCUGGCAUAUCGACCGAUCUAAAGUGCAUGCCAUAGUGAGUGACAAUGCAAGAAAUAUGACAAAAGCGAUAGAAGACAGCCAGCUGAAAGGAAUACGGUGCAUGGCCCACACACUACAUCUGGCUGUGAACGAGGGAGUGUUGUCUCAGCGCAGCGUAAAAGACAUAUUGGCUAUAGGCAGAAGAAUAGUUGGCCACUUUAAACAUUCUCAGCUGGCCUAUUCCCGCUUACAGUCUAUGCAAGAUCAGCUUGGAACACAAAUAAAACGGUUCCAACAAGACGUGAGUACACGCUGGAAUAGCACUUUUUACAUGCUGGAAAGCCUCUUUGCACAAAAGCGAGUCUUGGCUGCUUACAGCGCAGAUCAUGAGCUCCCCGCGACAUUCACUUCACACCAGUGGGUCUUAAUAGAGAACAUUCUCUCUGUCCUUGCCCCCUUUGAGCAGCUAACGAAAGAGAUCAGCUCCUCUGAUGCAUCUGUUGCAGACGUAAUACCGUUAAUUGCGGCACUAAAGCGUCUUCUAAGUAAAGAAGUUGAGACGGACCACGGGGUGAAAACAAUCAAAAGUACACUCUUAGAGUCUGUCAAGAGACGUUUCACUGAGAGCAAUGAUGAUCCUCUGCACUUCAUCGCGACUGUACUUGAUCCGCGUUAUAAGGAUCAUUACUUGGAUGUGGGAAUAAAACAGCGCGCACGAGAAAUGAUCCAGGCCGCGAUGGAUGGGGACAACCCGCUUGGAGACGGGCCAGCGCACAGCGCAGGAGGAGAGCAGAGCGCCGAAAAAAGGACCCGUCACUCUGCACCAGAUGAGGGGCAUGCGCCUUCGUUGUCUGAUACGUUCAAUGAGAUCCUGCAAGAGAGUGCCCCAAACAAUAGGCAGCCAACAAGCUCAACCGCUCAACAAUUAGAUGGUUAUCUGUCUGAAGUCCCCAUCUCCAGAAGUGAUGACCCUCUUGCCUACUGGAGAAAUAACCAUGGCCGCUUUCCUGACCUGGCAAAGAUAGCACGCAAGUACUUGUCUGCGCCGUGCACAAGCACUGACAGUGAGAGACUGUUCAGUGCUGCAGCUCAUGUUCUUGAUGAGAAGAGGAACAGACUUCACUGUGACAAAGCAGAAAAGCUACUCUUCAUCAAGAAAAACCUGCCACUUUACCUCAAGAAGUAGAAUGGGCGUGUGUCUAGUGUUAAAAUAUUUGUUUUCCAGUUUGUGCAUCCACAAUUCUUGGUGGAUUUGUUGUUGAUAAAGGCUAUGGUAACCAUUGUUUUGAUACACUUUUAUGUUGUACACACAGAACAAAAUUUAAAAGGCACUUGACU
Syngnathus acus (greater pipefish) is the source of this 1808-nucleotide messenger RNA. Its product is annotated as zinc finger BED domain-containing protein 4-like. The record is from RefSeq and is a predicted model, not a curated record. The coding region runs from base 121 to 1656 and encodes 511 amino acids. NCBI's taxonomy places the organism in Eukaryota, Metazoa, Chordata, Actinopteri, Syngnathiformes, Syngnathidae. Gene Ontology annotation, molecular function: protein dimerization activity. The transcript has 2 exons.